Gymnodraco acuticeps is the source of this 1148-nucleotide messenger RNA. RefSeq names its product NSA2 ribosome biogenesis homolog (S. cerevisiae) (gene nsa2). Lineage: Eukaryota; Metazoa; Chordata; Actinopteri; Perciformes; Bathydraconidae. Gene Ontology annotation, biological process: maturation of 5.8S rRNA; maturation of LSU-rRNA. The record is from RefSeq and is a predicted model, not a curated record. Gene Ontology annotation, cellular component: preribosome, large subunit precursor; nucleolus. The coding region runs from base 163 to 945 and encodes 260 amino acids. The transcript has 6 exons.
AACCGUUUCCUCCGUAUGACGUACUUCCUCUAAGUAUCGGCUACGGGGAAAACAACAUCGAAACGACCCCAGCCUCAAGCGAAAACACAAAAUACUCGCGUCUUUACCGACUCGCACCACCUGCGAAGUAUUCGCCGAAAGACUUAACACCACCAACACAAAAUGCCCCAGAACGAGCACAUUGAGUUACAUCGCAAGCGGCAUGGCCGCCGCUUGGACCACGAUGAACGGAAAAGGAAGAAGGAGAGCCGUGAGGCCCAUACGCGUUCCCACAAAGCCAGGACGCUGAUUGGAUUGAAGGCCAAACUGUACAACAAGCAGAGGCAUUCAGAGAAGAUCCAGAUGAAGAAGACCCUCAAAAUGCAUGAACAGAGGAGAACCAAGCAGAAGAACGAUGAUAAGACCCCAGAGGGAGCAGUGCCAGCCUACCUGCUGGACAGAGAGGGACAGUCCCGAGCAAAGGUCCUCUCCAACAUGAUCAAACAGAAGAGGAAAGAGAAGGCUGGCAAAUGGGAGGUGCCCCUGCCAAAGGUGCGUGCCCAGGGAGAGACAGAAGUACUUAAAGUCAUCAAAACUGGAAAGAGACAAAAGAAAGCCUGGAAGAGAAUGGUCACCAAAGUUUGCUUUGUUGGAGACGGCUUCACCCGUAAACCCCCCAAAUAUGAGCGUUUCAUCAGACCCAUGGGUUUGCGUUUUAAGAAAGCUCAUGUCACACAUCCAGAGCUGAAAGCCACAUUCUGCCUUCCCAUCCUGGGAGUGAAGAAGAACCCCUCCUCCCCCCUCUACACCGCCCUGGGAGUCAUCACAAAAGGAACAGUGGUGGAGGUCAAUGUCAGCGAGCUGGGCCUGGUUACACAAGGAGGAAAGGUUAUCUGGGGUAAAUAUGCCCAGGUGACAAAUAACCCAGAGAACGACGGCUGCAUUAAUGCGGUCCUGCUGGUAUAAGACUGGACCUUUAUACAGACUCUGCCUGGUAGCUCUGAACACAAGAGAGGAAUGUUGAUAACAUCAAACACACGAGGCAACGCGCUUUCAGUUCACAUCACGGGGAGAUGCUGCGCCUGGCAACACAACAAUUUUUGUAACAGAAGAAGAAAAUGGGGUGAUACUGUGUUAAAUGUGACAUAAAUAAAUGUUAUGUGAUCAUA